Messenger RNA from Lodderomyces jiufengensis, 3987 nucleotides. RefSeq names its product putative acid anhydride hydrolase. The record is from RefSeq and is a predicted model, not a curated record. Gene Ontology annotation, molecular function: P-type ion transporter activity; ATP hydrolysis activity; ATPase-coupled monoatomic cation transmembrane transporter activity. Gene Ontology annotation, cellular component: membrane. The transcript has a single exon. Gene Ontology annotation, biological process: intracellular calcium ion homeostasis. Lineage: Eukaryota; Fungi; Ascomycota; Pichiomycetes; Serinales; Debaryomycetaceae. Bases 1 to 3987 code for a protein of 1328 amino acids.
AUGACUAAAAACCAAAGGCCAAUUCCUAAAAGUAGGAGAUCUUCUUCAUACGAUCGAAGAAUGAUUCGAUCCAGAACCAAUUCUGUCACAUCAAUGGAUUCAUCAGUUAGUCAUUUAUUAGAUGAUAACAAUUUUGAAAUGUAUUCAGGUGCAGCUUCUGAAGUUAUCCCUUCAUCAAUUACAUCAUUACAUUAUCCACAUAAUUUUGGGAAUAGAAGAGAUUCUCGAGUAUCAGGAGAAAAUUCACCCUUACUUUCAGCUGAUGAUAAUGACGUUGAUUUAAGAUCGGUUAAAUCAAAUAUUUCAAGAAAUUCAAAUGAUACUCAGGCUCAUUUCAAAUUUUUUUCACCAGAUGAAAUUGAAAUGGCUCAAGGUGGGUCUACUUUAGAAAAUCCAGAUGAUCCAGUUGAUUAUAAUACUCCAUGGGAUUACUCUGUUGAUAAAUAUGAAGAACCAGAAGAAGCUUUAAUUGAUGAAGAAUUAGGGUACCAGCGUCAUGCUACUGAAUCCCCUGAUUAUGGAUCAAUGGAUUAUGAACCAAGAGGAAGAAGAGAAUCCGAUGCAAGUAGUAGUAAAGAUGUGGAAGAUGAAGAUCGUGAAGAUGCUAGUAAAAUAAAUGAGAACUUUCAUAAACAAUUUCCUGCCAAAAACUUUUAUCAAAGAUAUUAUUUAGCUGAAGAGGAUUUGGUUAUUGGUAUUGCUGGGUAUAGAGAUAAUUGGUUGAAAAAAGUAAUCUAUAAUAUAUUAUGUAUUGGUACUUUUGGGAUAGCAUAUUUAAUUUUGAGGUGGUUUCCAAAAUAUAGAAUCAAUAUAAUGGGUACCAAAUGUGCUUUGGGAGCGGCUGAUUGGUGUGUCAUAGAAAAUGAGUUUGGAGAAUUACAAAUUCAACAAAUUACAAGCAAAAGAUUUGAUGAAAAAUUAUCUGAUUUUUUGAUAAACUCCGAAAUUGAUAUAGAAAAAGAUCCAGUUGUACCAAAUAUUCAUUUUUUCAUUUAUAGAUAUAUCAAGUUUUUCUAUGAUCCAAUGGAAGAUAUUUUCAGAACUAAUUCAAAUUGGUAUGAUGGAAGGUGGUUGAAUAUCAAAAAUUUAAAAGAUGGUAUUUCACAAGGUACAUAUGAAGAAAGAAUAAAAAUCUUUCAAGAAAAUUCAAUCGAAGUUCAGGAAAAAUCAAUUGUACAAUUAUUAGCUGAUGAAAUAUUGCACCCAUUUUAUAUUUUUCAAGUGUUUUCCAUUUUCUUAUGGCUUGCUGAUGACUAUUACUAUUAUGCAUCUUGUAUUUUCAUUAUAUCUAUGGUAUCUAUAAUAAACUCAUUGGUUGAAACAAGAGCCACCAUUAAAAGAUUACAACAAAUUUCAAAAUUUGUAUGUGAGGUGAGAGUAUGGAGAAAUGAUUUUUGGAAACAAAUUGAUUCAACGGAUUUAGUACCUGGGGAUAUUUUUGAAAUUGAUCCUUCAUUAGCUACUAUUCCAUGUGAUGCGCUUCUAGUAAAUGGUGAAUGUGUUAUAAAUGAAUCUAUGUUAACUGGAGAAAGUGUUCCUGUUUCAAAGAUAAGUGCUACAAAAGAUGUAUUAAAAUUAAUACCCGAGAAUUUUAUUGAUCCAAAAUUAUCAAAAUCUUAUUUAUUUAAUGGUACUAAAUUAUUGAAAAUGAAAUCAGGUAAUGAUGAGCCAGUUACAGCAAUGGUGUUGAAAACAGGGUUUAAUACUACUAAAGGUUCAUUAGUUAGAUCAAUGCUUUUCCCUAAACCAACUGGAUUUAAAUUCUAUGAAGAUUCUUUCAAAUAUAUUGCUUUCAUGACAGGAAUUGCUUUUAUUGGUUUUACUUACUCAACAUAUAAUUUCAUCAAAAUUGGGUUAAGUAAAAAAGUUAUGAUUUUAAGAGCAUUGGAUAUCAUUACGAUUGUUGUUCCGCCUGCUUUACCAGCUACAUUAACAAUAGGUACUACUUUUGCUAUAGCAAGAUUGAAGAAACAUCAAAUAUUCUGUAUUGCACCAACUAGAGUCAACAUUGCUGGAAAAAUUGAUGUUAUGUGUUUUGAUAAGACUGGUACUUUAACUGAAGAUGGAUUAGAUAUAUUGGGGAUUCAUUUAGCUAAUAAUGCGAAAGGUAGGAAAGAAAUUGUAUUUGAAGAUUUAAUAACUGAUAUCAAGAAUUUGAAAACAAUAAGAAGUUCAGAUCAUGAAACUAAUAAUGGUAAAUUUUUACAAGCUUGUAUGGCAGCAUGUCAUUCAUUAAGAAAUAUAGAUAAUGAAUUAAUGGGAGAUCCAUUAGACGUUAAAAUGUUUGAAUUUACAAAAUGGGAUUACAGUGAAGACUCAACAUCUGGUAUACCUAUAGUUUCAAGUCAUAAUGGAAAAUAUGAAAUUCAAAAAGAAUAUGAGUUUUCUGCACAAUUGAGAAGAAUGUCAGUAUUGGCUAAGCGUAACAAUAGAGGUUUCAUAUUUACGAAGGGGGCACCUGAAAUAAUGAUGGAUAUUUGUUUACAAGAAUCUAUUCCUUCUAAUUUUGAAGAAUUGUUACAUCAUUAUACUACAUCCGGGUUUAGAGUUAUUGCUUGUGCUUAUAAGCAAACAACAAAUUUCAACCAAGAAAGAUUAGAUGCAGAAAAUGAAUUGAUUUUUACUGGGUUUAUUGUUUUUGAAAAUAAAUUAAAAGGUUCAACAGCAGCUACAUUAGAAACAUUGAAUGCUGCAAAAAUAAGAACAAUAAUGUGCACUGGUGAUAACAUUUUAACAGCUAUUAGUGUUGCUAAAGAGUCCAAACUUUUACCACCAGAAGUUAAACACAUAUACAUACCAUCAUUAGAGUAUAAAGAAGAUGACAGACAACAAUUAACAUGGCAAGAUGUAAAUGAUCCAGAAAAUAAAUUAGAUCCAGACACAAUAAAACCAAUAGAUAUACGACAAAGUUCAAAUUUCAAGUUAGCAAUCACUGGUGACAUUUUCAGAUAUCUUUUAACAGAAUUAAAAGAUACUAAUGUUAUACAGUCGGUAUUAAUGAAUUGUGACAUAUUCGCAAGAAUGUCACCUGAUGAGAAACAUGAAUUAGUUGAACAAUUACAAAAAAUUGAUUACACUGUUGGAUUUUGUGGAGAUGGUGCUAAUGAUUGUGGUGCAUUAAAAGCAGCAGACGUUGGGAUCUCAUUAUCUGAAGCUGAAGCAUCAGUAGCUGCUCCUUUCACUUCAAGAAUUUUUGAAAUUUCAUGCGUCUUGAACAUUAUAAAAGAAGGUAGAUCAAGUUUAGUUACAAGUUUUUCAUGUUUCAAGUAUAUGUCAUUAUACUCAGCAAUUCAAUUUAUUUCAGUUACUAUACUUUAUAAAACAGGUACUAAUUUAGGUGAUUUUCAAUUUUUGUACAUUGAUUUAUUUUUGAUUUUACCGUUGGCUAUCUUUAUGUCUUGGUCAAAACCUUAUAAUAAAUUAGUUAUCAAAAGACCAACUGCAAAUUUAGUAUCGCCAAAAGUAUUAAUACCGUUAGUUUGUAAUAUAAUGGUACUUUUAGCUUUCCAAAUAAUAAUAUGGCUUUGGGUUAAAAAAGAACCUUGGUAUAUAAAACCAAUCCCAGGUAGCGAUGAUGCAGUUAAAUCUUCAGAUAAUACAGUGCUAUUUCUUUUUUCAAAUUUUCAAUAUAUUUUAAUUGCAGUUGUUUUAAAUCAAGGGCCACCAUACCGUGAACCAAUUGAAAAAAAUCUACCUUUUUUAAUUAAUUUGGUUGUUGCUACGUUAUUAUCAAUUUCAUUAUUCUCAAUAAAUGGUAAUUCAAGCUGGGGUGAUCUUUUACAAUUGACCAAUUUAAGUUUUGCACUCUAUUGGUACAUCUUGAUUUUAUCAGCUAUAAAUUUAUUGAUUUUGAUUAUUGGUGAUAAGAAUUGGUUUCUUAAAUUAGCAACAGUUUAUAAAAACCUUUUCCAACGUCAUAAAAUUGGUAAAAGUAAAAAAUUAUUUAAAAAUUUAAGAAAAGAAUUCAACAAGAUUCAAAGUGUUUAG